UAAAAGCCGUAACAUUUUGUUACAAACAAGUUUGGUUCAACUUAGGAAUAGUUUGUCUUUCAUGUUAUAUAAAAAAAAUUAAUUCAUACCAAUGGAUUUGAACUAAAAAUACGCGAAAAGGUUGUUACUGAUCCGGAAUACCCAAAACUACUGUCAUGAUGUUUUCCAAAGGGCCCGCGUCUCGCUUGCGGCGACCUCUCGUGGAGGCUGCGCGCCUGCUUUCUGGCGGCCGGAUGCAGACGGAGAGUAUCUCGUGUCGGAGCUCCAUCGAGCGCUUCCUUGAUAACUACGACACUUUUCUGUUCGAUUGCGACGGUGUUGUGUGGAAAAAUGAUCACGUCACUCCCAUCCCCGGCAUUCCUGAAGCGAUUGAAAAACUACAUCAACUGGGGAAAACGGUUAUAUAUGUGACUAACAACAGCAUGGUUUCACGGGCAUCAUUACAGAAGAAGUUCAAUCAGUAUGGGUUUGAUUCGUCCCUUACACAUAUAUAUGGACCCGGGUACUGCGCGGCCCUUUAUCUAAAAGAUGUAUUAGGUAUUGGCGGACGUACAUACUUGGUGGGCGGGACGGCAAUGAAGUGGGAGCUUGAUCAGCUAGGUGUAGCGAACUGCGGGGUUGGGGCGGAUACGGACAUACCCUCCAGCAACGUGCACCACCUCCUUGACCACACGUUCCACGACGACAUUCAGGCUGUUCUGGUUGGGUUCGAUGAACACUUCAGUUUUAAUAAGAUAUUUAAAGCAGCCAGUUACAUAUCUAACCCAGAAUGUCAUUUUCUUGCUACGAAUACAGUGGAGCAAGGCUUGUUUAUAGGCGAGGGCAGGAAGGACGGGCCUCGCCGCCUUCCUCUCACCGGGGUUAAGGUGAAUGCUAUUGCCAUGGCAGCAAACCGCGCACCUUUUGUGAUAGGUAAACCAUACAGGACGAUGUUCGACUGUGUGUUACAGACUCAUCCCGAUAUAGAUCCCAGCCGGACAGUAUUUGUUGGGGAUAAUCUGAAAGCAGACAUGGCUUUUGCCAAAACUAUAGGUGUAGACUCGACCCUAGUGUUGUCCGGCGUCCAUGGAUACAAUGACGUAAAGGAGAACUCGCACUUGGCACCCACAUACAUUCUUGGUUCUUUAGCUGAUAUAACAUAGAAUCCCCGGAACUAGGGGCCAGAGGCGCGUACCGUGAUAUAACAUAGUAUCCCCGAUAGUGGGGGCCAGUGGCGCAUACCGUCCUUAGAAAAAACAUUAUUUGUGCUGUGCUUUCAAUUUCUAUUAAAUGACAAAACAGAUAAUUACCGACUUAUG
This is a messenger RNA of Mya arenaria, 1298 nucleotides long. RefSeq names its product glycerol-3-phosphate phosphatase-like. Gene Ontology annotation, cellular component: cytoplasm. The transcript has 2 exons. Bases 156 to 1142 code for a protein of 328 amino acids. NCBI's taxonomy places the organism in Eukaryota, Metazoa, Mollusca, Bivalvia, Myida, Myidae. The record is from RefSeq and is a predicted model, not a curated record. Gene Ontology annotation, molecular function: phosphatase activity.